Messenger RNA from Doryrhamphus excisus (bluestripe pipefish), 4768 nucleotides. The record is from RefSeq and is a predicted model, not a curated record. NCBI's taxonomy places the organism in Eukaryota, Metazoa, Chordata, Actinopteri, Syngnathiformes, Syngnathidae.
ACUGUAGAGCGGGGUUGGUAUUUGUCUGAAAUAGCCGAGCAUGUCAGUAAUCCGUCAUUUCAACUCGUGGAUCCCAGUGGCAGCAACCCGUGAAAUUUCCACGGGCAACUUUUCUGACUGAACUUCACCUUUUGGGUCGCCAUUUUGCUCAGCGAAGCUAACGGAUAUUAAAGUCUAAUGAGGAGGACGCGUGUUUUUGGAGGUGAGGGAAGAAAGAAGGGAGGGGAGAGUCUCCAAGUGCAAAGCCUGAGUAGUAGUAGUUAAAAUGUGAGGUACGGGCUGCGUCUCUCCUCAGGACACCGACUGCUUUUUUUUAUUUCCAGCGGCUAAUACCUGCUUUAUCAUGGAAAUGAUUUACUCGGGCGUCCAGUACUUUAUGGUUUUCUUCCUGUUUUAUGUGCAAGAGGGAUUAUCAAGGGAUUACUCGGCGCAUCUUGGACAAAACAUUCUCUUAAAGAGGGGCAAGCGUCAAAGCAAACCAGCCAAACCAGUGCUGAAGGUGACUGACUACCACGUGAAGUGUUCUGUAGUAUCCCGCUACGCUGUCACCACCAUCCACAGUUCCAUAUGGAACCAGCUGGGUAUCACCAAAGAGGCUGCCUUUGAGGUCGACCUACCAUCGUCUGCUUUUAUAUCCAACUUCUCCAUCACCUCCAACAACAAGGUGUACGCAGCCCAGGUGAAGGAACGAGCCACUGCCAGGAAAAUCUACGAUGCCGCUAAGAAGCAAGGAAAAACAGCAGGACUUGUCGCUACAAAAGAGAGGGAGAUUGAGAAGUUUCGUGUGGCAGUGAGUGUACCGCCAGGUACUCGGAUGUCCUUCUCUGUGACGUACGAAGAUCUGUUACCUCGCCGACUCGGCCGAUACGAGCUCAGCGUGGGUCUGAGGCCCGGCCAGCCUGUGCAGAACCUUACGUUGGAUGUAACAAUAGCAGAGCGAACAGGCAUCAGUUUCAUCAAGGCCCUCCCGCUGAGGACCAGCAGACUACUUUCUAAUAAGGCUCAAGGUGAUGCAGACCCUCCUGCAUCUACUCAAGUUGAACAGAGUCCGGACUGCGCUCGUGUUCGCUACAGUCCCACUCUUCAUCAGCAAAAUAUGAUUUCCCCCAAAGGUCUGAAUGCAGACUUUGUCAUUCAGUAUGAUGUGAACCUCACAGACCUCAUGGGUGACAUCCAGGUGUUUGAUGGCUACUUCGUUCAUUACUUUGCACCGAGAGGACUUCCUGUGGUUCCCAAGGAUGUCAUAUUUGUCAUUGAUGUCAGUGGCUCCAUGAUAGGCACCAAAAUAAAACAGACCAAACAGGCAAUGAGCACCAUCCUCGGGGACCUGAGGGAAGGAGACCACUUUAACAUCAUCACUUUCUCAGAUACGGUUCACAUGUGGAAGAAAGGACGAACGGUGCGGGCCACUCGGCAGAACGUACGAGACGCCAAAGAGUUCGUAAAGAGGAUCAUUGCCGAAGGAUGGACUAACAUCAACGCAGCUCUGCUCUCGGCUGCCCAGCUCGUGAACCCUCCAUCUUCUGGCUCUCGUCGUGUCCCUCUUGUCAUUUUCCUCACCGACGGCGAGGCUACUAUGGGAGUAACCGCCGGUGACACCAUCCUGAGCAAUGCCAAAAAGGCGCUGGGUUCAGCAUCUCUCUUCGGCCUCGCUUUCGGGGACGAUGCAGAUUUCCUGCUCCUGAAACGUCUGGCUCUGGAUAACAGGGGCGUCACUCGCAUGGUCUACGAAGACGCAGACGCCGCCUUACAGCUGAAGGGCUUCUACGAUGAAGUCGCCAGCCCGUUGCUGUCGGACAUUCAGCUGAAUUAUCUGGAUGAUCAGGCAUUUGAUGUCACCCGCUCCUUGUUCCCGAACUACUUCCAAGGGUCUGAGUUGGUGGUGGCUGGAAGGUUUAAACCGGGACUGAAGGAUUUGAAAGUGUCCCUAUCCGCCUCUGAUGCCAAGCAGCGUGUCAAGAUGGAGAAUUACGUCUUGAUCGCCUCCGCUACAAGCGAGAACAGCACUUCACAUUUGUUCGGGUGCUCGGCGGGUUCUAAAGGCAUCUCCAGUUUUGUGCACCGCGUCUGGGCGUAUUUCACCAUUAAGGAGCUGCUCCUGGCCAAACUCAACACCACUGAUGUUGUCACCCAGAAGCUGCUGGCAGACAAGGCUACCAAUCUGUCCCUGAAAUAUAACUUUGUUACACCCGUCACGUCUUUAGUUGUAGUCAAACCAGAUGCAGAUGAAAAAACUCCAACCACUGCAAAGCCUGCUGUAACCAUGACGACGACAAGCCCAGCUACAAACAAAACAUCAGCUGCUGGUGCCGCAAAGAGAUCCAGCUCCUCCUCCGACCCGAGAGCCAACAAAAUAAAGCCAAGCCCUCCUCAGGCACCUCCGAGACAACCUAAAAAAACACCAGUACCACUUUUCACUGCAAAAAUUGCCAAAACGACAACCUCCACCCCCACUUCCACUAAAACCCCCCCAGCACCAUUCUCUGGCAGGAAGCCUUCCCAAAAUGAUUCUAAAAUUUCCACCUCUUCGCUCCAUUUUCUCAAGACAGCCCCGCCUCCCGCACCCGGAAAAGUCUCCACCCCCUUUCCCGGCACUUUGAGCACAACGCCAGUCUCCACAAGCACCACGGCGCCCAGCGCACCUCCUUUUCUAACCCCCCAGCCUCCUACCAAGGGGGCCGAGCUGGAGAGCGGCACCGCAUCUCCCGUGGGUCAUCCAAACAUCACCACUACGCUGCCACAGCUCUUGUCCACGCCCACUCCAGCCGCUGCUCCAGAUUUAGAAGGAAACCACAGAAACGCUGCCGCUGAGAGCGAUGAGCACGUGGCCACCCUGGUGGAAGCCACCUUUGCCCCAAUGCCUGGUGUAACGGGGGGGCCGAGGCUGUGGGAGGCGGCAGGACUUCUGGAUGUCUCUACCUCUAUUCAAAUCCAGAGAAAAGAUAUUGACCUAGUGAAAGACUAUGACGCAACCUACGAUUACGACUAUGAUCGCAACUACGAUGCCUGGGACAAUGCUGCAGACACAGAAUCCUUUGUGCUGGGAAACGAGGACGACUGUCCUUUAGUUGAAUGUCUUGUGCUUUUAGAACCUCCAUCCAGACUGAGUGCUGAGCACUUUUCAUCGUCAGUUGACGGAGAUCCUCAUUUUGUGGUUCAGUUGCCGAAGCAACAACAGAACUUGUGUUUCACCGUUGAUGGCAGAGCUGAUGAUGUGCUCAGGCUGGUAGAGGACCCACAGAUAGGUCUCAUAGUGGAUGGCCACCUAACCGGAGCUCCCUCCAAGCAUGGUGUCGAAAACCACCCCAGAACAUACUUUGACCAGCUGACCAUCUCCGCCACCGCGGGACGCUCCGGCGACAUCAUGAUCACAGUCUCAUUACACGAGGUGGUUUUAGAAGGGGAGGCACGGGCUACUCUUAGCAUCAAUCAAACGGGAUCGAUAACGAGGCAGGGCGUGACGAUCGCCGUGGACAAUCACCGGGGCUGCUGGAUCGACUUGACCAAAGGCGUGCAGUUCCUGGUUCUCUUCCACCGCUACAAGCACCCCAGCUACCUGCAGAUCGCUCACCUGGGUUUCUACAUCACGCGUGGAGAAGGGCUGUCAGUCGCCACUCAAGGCCUGCUGGGCCAGUUUCAGUAUGCCGACAUGAGUGUAGCAGCAGCAGCGACGGACCACCAAGAUGCAGACCUCCAUCGUGAUAACCAGAAGGGAACUUCGGCGCAGGGCAUCCUGAAGUGGAAGUCAGAACUGAUGGCAGUCACCUUGCAGGACAAGAUGCUAAAAGACACGGUCCUGACACGGCAUGCGGCCCAGUGUUGGGUGGUGCCAAAGUGGGAGGUGGAGAGACUACUCGGCCAUCCGUAUGAGAGCUACGUGGUGGAUCGUGUGUCGUUCUAACCAAGUCAGCCCUCCACCCUCCAAGUCGGUAUCAUGACAUGACCAUUAACAAAGGAUGAACAUGAGCGGCGACUUCAUCGGAUUUCAGUGUUGUGAUAUUUUUCCUAGUGACAUUGUCUGCUUUUCUGUGCGGAGCAGAUUAGACUCGGCAGUGAAAGCUGCAUCCGCAGAUUAAAAAAACAAGGACACACACACACAAAUAAUACGUUGUCGGUGCCUUCGCCGUCAUUGAAGUGCAUUUAAGCCGCUUGUUCUCUUGUUCACAUGGCAACCAUGGAGUCUGUUUGUGCAGUCAGCAGCAGCUGGGAUAGCCGAUAGUAAAAAUGUCUAUAUUUUAUAAAUCACUUCUAAUUGUCUACAAUUGUAUUACUAUGAUGCGGUACUGUUAAGUAAAAGAGCGUUUCACCUUGAAAUACAAUCACAGACACUUUUCCCAGAUUCGCCAUGUGCUUUUUUUUUUUAUUUUUCUAUCAUUUCAUUCAUAGUUUAAUUCAAUGUAUUUGUUACACAAGACAUUAGGCAUUGUUCACAUACUAGUGAUCAAACAAGGACAGUAAGUUUUCUACUACUCAGCCUAUUUUUUUUUAUUUUAGUCAAUUCCAAGGUAUCGUCAAUAAUGGCUCUCAAAAGCCAAACGAUGAGAAUUAAAACAGUACAACCACUCGCAGGGCUUUUUGUUUUCAAUAAAUAAAAGCAGUCGAUGUAAAGAGUACUGCAUGUGGUACUGAGGAAGGAGCACAUGAAAAGAGUAUUCCAGUUAUUACCAGCUUGUAUUUUCCAGUGACACAACACUGGAAUGAUCCGUUUGAGAAGAUACCCCAAAACAUAUGACACUGCAAAUAAACAAACAAAUAAACAAAAAAAAAA